This is a messenger RNA of Racocetra persica, 376 nucleotides long. Lineage: Eukaryota; Fungi; Glomeromycota; Glomeromycetes; Diversisporales; Gigasporaceae. The record is from the annotation of a GenBank genome assembly.
AUGAAUGUAAAAGUGCUGAUAGUAGAUUUUGGCAAGAUUUUAACUUUAUAUGAAAAAGUUUUGAUUAAUGAAUUCAAAGGUCAGAUUAAAUAUUUAGAACUUUUAAAUCUUCUUGAUCUAAAAAAUUAUCAUGAAAAUGAAAAUUUUUGUCCCAAAGUAAUUAGAUUUUCUGCAAAUACAAAUAUUAGAUUUAUUUAUGAUUUUUGUGAAGAUAAAAAAUUAAAACCUAUAUCAGAACAAAAAUUUAAUAAUACAAAAUUAUUUAGUUCAUUUGUAAAUCAAUUAGAUUAUAUUGGUUCACCUAAAGACUUUUUUAAUUUCAACUUUGAAAUCAAAUUUAAUCAUGAUAUUACAGAAGAAAAAGCAAAAGAAAUAA